UGACUCCGCCAAUCAGCGCGCGCCCUGCUGAGCUCACGAACUGGCUGGCUACAUCGCCUCAGCUGCGCGAGCUGAUAUAAAGUAACAAAGAACUGAACGUGCUCUCGAGGACUGUGAGCAUAUGGAUGAUUACCGGGGAAGGGUCCGCCAGUUUCGGUUGGGAGAGACAUUUCCUGGACGUUUGAUAGUGUCGCCAAGUCCACGUCCCCGCGGUGAGAGGCUCAUACCUGUCUGACCCCUAACCCCUGACCCUAACCUGGGUGGAGAUGAGGUUGUCAUAGCAGCUAGCAGGACUGUCUGGCAUGAGACGGAGACUACAUCCUACGUUGGCUCGGCUCACUUCCUGUGGCACAGGAAGUCUCUCUCCAAACCCACAUUGAUGAGGUAGCAUAGGCUGUAGAAGAGCACCACCCCACACCAACCCCCCCCCCCUCUCCCCCCCUCUCCUCCCCCAUCCCCCUCUCUUCCCCUCCCCCCCCCAGCAUGGGUCAGAAGGUCUCCGGGGGCCUGAAGCCGGUGGAGGGUCGAGGCGAGGCCUGCCCCCCCUCUUACCACCCCUCCGCUCAAUGCCACCGUCCCCCUACUCCUCUGAUUGGCCCAGACUCCUCACGCCCCGCCCGCCUCGACCUCCUAUUGGACAUGCCCCCGGCAGGGCCCGAGGUGCAGCUGCUCCACGCCUGGAACCCUGACGACCGCUCGCUCAACGUGUUCCUGAAGGAGGACGACCCCCUCACGCUGCACCGCCACCCGGUGGCCCAGAGCACCGACGCCAUCCGGGGCCGCGUGGGCUUCACCCGCGGCCUGCACGUUUGGAAGGUGACCUGGCCCGCACGCCAGCGCGGCACACACGCCGUGGUGGGCGUGGCCACGGCCGAGGCCCCGCUGCACUCGGUGGGGUACACGGCCCUGGUGGGCAGCAACAUGGAGUCGUGGGGGUGGGACUUGGGCAGGAGGAGGCUGUGCCACGACAGCAAGAACCGUCCGCUGGGCUCACUGGCGUCGUACCCACGCCCCCAGGAGGGCGAGGAGGGCUGGGCGCUUCCGGACGCGCUGCUGGUGGCGCUGGACAUGGACGAGGGCACUCUCAGCUUCCUGGCCGACGGACACUUCCUGGGCGUGGCCUUCAGUGGGCUGCGGGGCAGGAAGCUGUACCCAGUGGUGAGCGCCGUGUGGGGUCACUGCGAGAUCUCCAUGUGCUACAUCAACGGGCUGGACCCGGAGCCCCUCCCCCUGGCAGAGCUGUGCAGGAGAGCAGCGCGUCUGGCUCUGGGUAGAGACCGUCUGCACACCAUCCCCUCCCUCCCCCUGCCUCCCGCACUCAGGGACUACCUGCAGUACCAGUAACCUCCUCCUCCCCUCACCUACGCUCUCCUUUCCUCCCUCCACCCAAGGCCCUCAAAGACUACCUCCUGAACGAGGCCCUCUGGCCCCUCCCUCACUCUCUUUCCUCAUGGAUGAUUGACAGUCCCAGCGUCCCAGGCUGGGUGAGGACACUAGCUCCCCUGCUGGCUGGACUCAACUGCAACCAGAGAAGCACACUCAUACCCUGGAGGCCUUUCACCAUGGUAACCACAUCAUCUGUCACCAUGGUAACCAUACCAGCUUCCCCGGGGACCCGUCACAGCAGACAGAACCAUGGAGUGGGCUGUCUACUGGUCUAGUCCUGGUCUAGUCCUGGUCUAGUCCUGGUCUAGUCCUGGUCUAGUCCUGGUCUAGUCCUGGUCUAGUUGUACCACACAGACAGCAGCUUCCUGAUGUGGUCAGGACCCUCAUAUGAUGGGAACACUGGAGACCCACACACACACUAACGUAACACACACACACACACACACACUAACAGAACACACACACUAACAUAGUAUGCAACACACAUGCACACACACCAAUGUAGUACAUAAACACACACACAUCAACUUAGUCUGCACUCACGCACACACACUCCAACGUAGUAUGCAAACACACUCACAUCAAUCCGUAUUUUUCCUUAAAAUAGCUUGAGUCACUUUUUUGAAUCAGAAUUUGUAGUUUCUCUGUUAAUGUAAGUUUGUCCUGAGGGUGAUGAUAAGACUGAGGUAGUUUAUCAUGCUGAGCUCAGGACAUCCACCCUUCAGAGGAGGGGAUGAUGAUGACUGAGGUAGUUUAUCAUGCUGAGCUCAGGACAUCCACCCUUCAGAGGAGGGGAUGAUGAUGACUGAGGUAGUUUAUCAUGCUGAGCUCAGGACAUCCACCCUUCAGAGGAGGGGAUGAUGAUGACUGAGGUAGUUUAUCAUGCUGAGCUCAGGACAUCCACCCUUCAGAGGAGGGGAUGAUGCGGAUGAUGAUGACUGAUCACGUAAGACAGGAUGCUGCUUUUAUUAUUAUUAUUACUAUCAUUAUUAUUAAUGUUAUUAUUAUUAUUAUUAUUAUUACUAUCAUUAUUAUUAAUGUUAUUAUUAUUAUUAUUCUAGUUGUUGCUGGUGUGUCCAGCCCAGACAGACACAGAAUGUAGCGGAUCAAUAAAAACCAGAGAGUGAAGCUCCUCUGUGGCCACAAUGUGUUC
Hypomesus transpacificus is the source of this 2539-nucleotide messenger RNA. Its product is annotated as SPRY domain-containing SOCS box protein 4-like. The record is from RefSeq and is a predicted model, not a curated record. Gene Ontology annotation, cellular component: SCF ubiquitin ligase complex. Gene Ontology annotation, molecular function: protein binding. NCBI's taxonomy places the organism in Eukaryota, Metazoa, Chordata, Actinopteri, Osmeriformes, Osmeridae. The transcript has 4 exons. Gene Ontology annotation, biological process: proteasome-mediated ubiquitin-dependent protein catabolic process. The coding region runs from base 484 to 1344 and encodes 286 amino acids.